Rhineura floridana is the source of this 936-nucleotide messenger RNA. RefSeq names its product olfactory receptor 52P1-like. Gene Ontology annotation, molecular function: olfactory receptor activity; G protein-coupled receptor activity. The coding region runs from base 94 to 936 and encodes 280 amino acids. The transcript has a single exon. Lineage: Eukaryota; Metazoa; Chordata; Lepidosauria; Squamata; Rhineuridae. Gene Ontology annotation, cellular component: membrane. Gene Ontology annotation, biological process: G protein-coupled receptor signaling pathway. The record is from RefSeq and is a predicted model, not a curated record.
AACCUCUCCAUCUUCAGCCCAACUGCCUUCCUCUUACUAGGCAUCCCCGGCCUAGAGUCGCUGCAUGCUUGGCUGGCUGUGCCUUUCUUCUCUAUGUACCUGGUGGCCGUCCUGGGGAACUGCACCAUUCUCUUGCUCAUCGGGACUGACCCAAGGCUCCACCAGCCCAUGUACCUCUUCCUGUGUAUGCUGUCCCUCACUGACCUGGUCCUCUCCACCUCUGCUCUGCCCAAGAUGCUGGCCAUCUUCUGGCUGGGUGCCAGGCACAUUGGCUUCAAAGCCUGCCUGGCCCAGAUGUUCUUCAUCCACUCUUUCACUGCCAUGGAGUCUGGCUUCUUCCUGGCUAUGGCAUGUGAUCGCUACGUGGCCAUUUGCAAGCCACUGAGGCACACCACUAUCCUCACAGGAACCCGCAUCGCCACUAUCGGUGGCGUGGUAGUGGCCCGGGGCGUGGUGUUCUUCUCCCCACACCCAUUCCUGGUGGGGCAGCUGCCUUUCUGCAAGACCAGGAUCAUUGCCCACAGUUACUGUGAGUUCAUGGCUGUGGUCAAACUGGCCUGUGCAGACAUGGCAGUCACAAAGGCAUACAGCCUGACAGUGGCAUCCCUUAUCGGAGCCUUUGAUGUUCUCUUCAUCGGGCUGUCCUACGGACUGAUCCUGUGCACUGUCUGCCGCCUGCCCUCCAAAGAGGCUGGCCUCAAGGCGCUGGGGACCUGUGGAUCCCACAUCUGUGUCAUCCUUGUCUUCUACACCACUGCAGUCUUCACAUUCCUCACGCAUCGCUUCAGUCAAGGCAGCAUCCCCCAUCACGUCCACAUCCUCAUCGCCAAUGUCUACCUGCUGGUGCCACCAACACUGAACCCCAUCAUCUAUGGGGUGAGGACGAAGCAGAUCCGUGAGAGGGUGCUGCGGGGGUUCCACUGGAAGGGUGUCUGA